AUGUCCUUCUACACCAACACCCGUCAGGAAGACAAUGAGCAGUACGACGUGUCCUUCGAAAUCGGCGGUCGACAGAUAGAUGGUUUCCCCACACCAUGCUCUAAUCUGAGAGCUGGUGGGCUUGUCUACCUCCGAGGCCACCCUUGCGAGAUCACGGACAUCCACACUUCCCCAGCCAGCCGGUCCGUGGUCCAGAUUGUCGGGUUCGAUAUCCACACCGGACAAUUCAUGGACGACCAAUACCCUCUCCGCGAAACUGUCUUUGUCCCUCGCAUCAACAAUCACACUCCGUCCUCGAGUGGCCGCAGCCAAGUGAGCAGAGCGAGUUCCAGAGGCUCUGGUAGCCAGAUGGUCCCUAGGUCUCGCCAGUCCAGCAAUGCUGGACAAUACCUCAAGUGA
Molecule: messenger RNA, 399 nt
Organism: Aspergillus oryzae RIB40
Lineage: Eukaryota; Fungi; Ascomycota; Eurotiomycetes; Eurotiales; Aspergillaceae
Exons: 2
Coding region: 1-399 (132 amino acids)
Source: RefSeq, a predicted model, not a curated record